UUGUUUGACCGUGAACUUGACUUACUUGUCAAGUCUUUUUUUGUUCUUCUUUCUACAAUUGUAGAAUUUAAAUGGACCAUAAAUGCUUUCCGUGGAAAAUUCAAGUUGGUUUUUGUGGAAAAUUCUCCAUAGACUUGGUUGACUUGACUUACUUGUUAAGUCUUUUUUGUUCUUUCUACAAUUGUAGAAUUUAAAUGGACCAUAUAUGCAAUUUAAAUGGACCAUAAAUGCUUCCCGUGAAAAAGUCAAGUUGGAAAUUGGUUUUUGUGGAAAAUUCUAACUCCGUAGAGUUGAUUUACUUGUCUAGUUUUUUUUGUUCUUCUUUCUACAAUAGUAGAAUUUAAACGGACCAUAAAUGCUUUCCGUGGAAAAUUCAAGCUGGAAAUUGGUUUUUGUGGAAAAUUCAAACUCCAUAGACUUGCUUGACUUGACUUGAUGUGAUGGAAGAUAUUUUUCUUUAACUUUAUAUAUUAGGUGUUGGUAGCAAUGAUCGGUAUGCAACCAUGAGAGCGGUUACAAUUUCCUCAUUUGGAUUUCUUCUUGUCAUCGCAGUCACCAUUAUUAGCUUUUGCGAUGGGAAUUGCAAUGUGCUUUGCAUUGAAAGUGAGAGACAAGCCCUUUUGAAGUUCAAGCAAGACCUUAUUGAUCAAUCAAACCGGCUAUCUUCUUGGGUUGAAGGUGAGGAUUGCUGUGAAUGGCUUGGUGUUUUCUGCAAUAACUUGACUGGCCAUGUCAAAGAGCUGCAUUUGGGGCUUCUUUCAAGUAGACCUGAUGUGCAUGCACCGCAUGCUGAAUGGGAUGUUGAAUGGGAUGUUUACAUUCGGUCAAAACUAGGAGGCAAAAUAAAUCCUUCUUUGAUCGAGUUGAAACAUCUCAGUUUCCUAGAAUUAAGCAACAACGACUUUGGAGGCUUGGCAAUUCCCGAAUUCAUUGGUUCCAUGAAGAGUUUGAUAUAUCUUAACCUCUCUUGGGCAAAUUUCCAAGGAGCAAUUCCCCAUAAUCUUGGAAAUCUCUCAAAACUGCAUUAUCUUGAUCUUGGACACAAUUCCCUAUUUGAAGAUAAAACUCUUCAAUGGGUUUCUGGUCUGUCGUCUCUGCAGUAUCUUGAUUUGAGUCAUGCAGAUCUUGGUAAAGCAACUGAUUGGCUGCAGAUAACAAAUAAACUUCCUUUAUUGGCAGAGUUACACUUGUCAGGAUGCUAUCUAUAUAAUGAUCCAUCUCCAAUCAGUGUUAAUUGCACAUCUCUUGCUGUUCUCGAUCUGUCUGCCAACAAGUUGUCUUUGGUGCCUACAUGGAUAUUCAGUCUUUGUAGUCUUGUGUCCAUUGAUCUUACCCUUAAUGGAGUUGAAGGUGUGAUUCCCAAUGGUUUUCAAAACAUGUCUUCUCUCAAAUUUCUUGAUCUUAGUUGGAAUUCAUUCUCUUCAUCAUCGACACUCAACGGGCUGUCUAAUUUAAACCAGCUUCAAUUUCUUGGUCUUCGUAGCGUCGGUCUGCAAGGUAAUUUUUCAAGUGCCAUUGGAAACUUGAGCUCUCUUACUCAUCUUGAUCUUUCAGGUAACUUGCUUGAAAUUAUAGUACCAAAAUAUUUGGAAAGUCUUUGCAAUCUGAGGGAGUUGGAUUUGUCAAAUAAUGGAAUUGUUCAUGAGGUAUCAGAAAUCAUAGAAAGUUUGUCUAGAUGGAAGUUGUCAUCAUUGAAAUUUCUUGAUGUUUUAAACAAUCGAUUGAAUGCAACUCUUCCUCAAAGUUUAGGACAACUUGGGAAUUUGGAACAUUUAGACGUUUGCAACAAUAUGUUGGAAGGACAUAUAUCAGAAAUGCACUUUUCUAAUCUCACGAGGUUGAGAUUUUUUAGGGCAUCUAACAACAUGUUAACGUUUAAACCAAAUCCAAGUUGGAUUCCUCCUUUCCACUGUGAAAGUAUUGAAUUGCGUAACUGGCAUCUUGGUCCGCAAUUUCCUCAGUGGCUACAAUUCCAAAAAAACUUGUCUCGUUUGGAUAUCUCCCAUGCUGAAAUUUCAAUC
This is a messenger RNA of Durio zibethinus, 2021 nucleotides long. Lineage: Eukaryota; Viridiplantae; Streptophyta; Magnoliopsida; Malvales; Malvaceae. The record is from RefSeq and is a predicted model, not a curated record.